Brenthis ino (lesser marbled fritillary) is the source of this 543-nucleotide messenger RNA. The record is from the annotation of a GenBank genome assembly. NCBI's taxonomy places the organism in Eukaryota, Metazoa, Arthropoda, Insecta, Lepidoptera, Nymphalidae.
AUGGGUUGGAAUUUGGAUCACUCAGCAGUCGACAUUAGUUCGUUGCGGUAUACACACGCGUUUAGUUAUUUAAAUCGACGCGACAGAAAGGAAACAAACAUGGUAUCUAUCAAUGAGCCUGCGGUGCAAUCAUAUAUACUCUACUCAAGUAUUCUGGGAUUAAAAGUCCUUGCAAUGGCAAUAUUGACCGCUAGAGUACGGUAUAGGAAGAACGUGUUUGCCAACGAAGAGGAUGCCCGGAGAACUAAGGGGAUUGUGAAAUACGAUGAUCCAGACGUCGAAAGAGUUAGACGAGCUCACCUAAAUGAUCUGGAAAAUAUUCCCGUGUUUUUUGUAUUAGGUGCAUUGUAUUUAGCCACCGGCCCGUCGGCUGCAUGGGCAACUCUUUUGUUCAGACUGUAUACAGCUGGUCGUGUCUUGCACACAAUUGUAUACGCUGUGAAGCCCCUUCCACAACCAGCGCGUGGUAUCGCAUUUGGUAUUCCAUAUCUAAUCAACUGGUACAUGGGGGUCAAAAUUAUUUCACACUUUAUUAGCGCUCUG